Messenger RNA from Pan troglodytes (chimpanzee), 2187 nucleotides. RefSeq names its product poly(A) binding protein cytoplasmic 1 like (gene PABPC1L). Bases 113 to 1105 code for a protein of 330 amino acids. The record is from RefSeq and is a predicted model, not a curated record. Gene Ontology annotation, molecular function: RNA binding. Lineage: Eukaryota; Metazoa; Chordata; Mammalia; Primates; Hominidae. The transcript is spliced from 8 exons.
AAAGGGAAGGGGCGGGCCCGCGCCCAGGAAGGAGGGCUUCCGCCCGGGGGAGCGCGGGGCCGCUGGGUGACCCGGCUCCUGCUUGCCCCGCAGCCCCGGCCCCCUGCCCACCAUGAACGCCAGCGGUUCUGGCUACCCGCUUGCCUCGCUUUACGUGGGCGAUCUGCACCCCGACGUGACCGAGGCCAUGCUCUAUGAGAAGUUCUCUCCCGCCGGCCCCAUCCUGUCCAUCCGCGUGUGCCGCGAUGUAGCCACCCGGCGCUCGCUGGGCUACGCCUACAUCAACUUCCAGCAGCCUGCGGACGCGGAGCGGGCACUGGACACAAUGAACUUUGAGAUGCUCAAAGGCCAGCCUAUUCGCAUCAUGUGGUCCCAGCGAGACCCAGGACUUCGCAAGUCAGGUGUGGGCAACAUCUUCAUCAAGAACCUGGAGGACUCCAUUGACAACAAGGCUUUAUAUGAUACCUUCUCCACCUUUGGGAACAUCCUCUCUUGCAAGGUGGCGUGUGACGAGCAUGGCUCCCGGGGUUUCGGCUUUGUCCAUUUUGAGACCCAUGAGGCCGCACAGCAGGCCAUCAACACCAUGAAUGGGAUGCUGCUGAAUGACCGCAAAGUCUUUGUGGGCCACUUCAAGUCUCGACGGGAGCGGGAGGCAGAGCUGGGGGCGCGGGCCCUGGAGUUCACCAACAUCUACGUGAAGAACCUCCCGGUGGAUGUGGACGAGCAAGGCCUGCAGGAGCUCUUCUCCCAGUUUGGGAAAAUGCUGAGUGUGAAGGUGAUGAGGGACAACAGCGGCCACUCGCGGUGCUUUGGCUUUGUCAACUUUGAGAAGCAUGAGGAAGCCCAGAAGGCCGUGGUCCAUAUGAACGGGAAGGAGGUGAGCGGGCGGCUGCUGUACGCGGGCCGGGCCCAAAAGCGCGUGGAGCGGCAGAAUGAACUGAAGCGCAGGUUUGAGCAGAUGAAGCAGGACCGGCUGAGGCGUUACCAGGGUGUGAACUUGUAUGUGAAGAACCUGGACGACUCCAUUGAUGACGACAAACUGAGGAAAGAGUUCUCUCCCUAUGGAGUAAUUACCAGUGCGAAGAAGAGGCGACAAAGGCCGUGACAGAGAUGAACGGGCGCAUCGUGGGCACCAAGCCACUCUACGUGGCACUGGCCCAGCGCAAAGAGGAGCGGAAGGCCAUCUUGACCAACCAGUACAUGCAGCGCCUCUCCACCAUGCGGACCCUGAGCAACCCCCUCCUGGGCUCCUUUCAGCAGCCCUCCAGCUACUUCCUGCCUGCCAUGCCCCAGGUGACCGCCUGCCCGCAACUCCCACCACAGCCUUCCCCCCUGCCCCAGCAAGGCAGAGCAUGAAGACUAGAGUUCUAGGGAAAUGGAGGUUUCUAACUUGCUUCUGCCGAGGACUCAUUAGGAAGUCUUUGUUUCCCUUUCUAUAAAAGGGAGAGAUAGUGUUAGUCAAAUGGCAUUUCCCAGUGAGAGAAGCUCGUGAAUUUUGUGCUGAAAAAGACUCUUAAUGAUCCAGCAAGUUUGGGAAAUGCUGUGUUAAGCAAGACCUACAUUUUUCCUUCCUUCCUUCCUCCCUUCCUUCCCUUCCUUCCCUUCCUUCCCUUCCUUCCUUCCCUUCCUUCCCUUCCUUCCCUUCCUUCCCUUCCUUCCCUUCCUUCCCUUCCUUCCCUUCCUUCCCUUCCUUCCCUUCCUUCCCUUCCCUCCCUUCCCUCCCUUCCCUCCCUUCCCUCCCUUCCUUCCCUUCCCUCCCUUCCCUCCCUUCCCUCCCUUCCCUCCCUUCCCUCCCUUCCCUCCCUUCCCACCCUUCCCUCCCUUCCCUCCCUUCCCUCCCUUCCCUCCCCUUCCCUUCCUUCCCUUCCUUCCCUUCCUUCCCUUCCUUCCCUUCGUUCCUUCCUUCCUUCCUUCUUUCGUGGGGUCUCCAUGUCACCCAGGCUGGUGAGCAAUGGCGUGAUCAUGGCUCCUUCCUUCUUUCCUCCCUUCUUCCCUCCCUUCCUCCCUUCCUCCCUUCCUUCACGGGGUCUCCAUGUCACCCAGGCUGGUGAACAAUGGCAUGAUCAUGGCUCCUUCCUUCCUUCCUCCCUUCUUCCCUCCCUUCCUCCCUUCCUUCACGGGGUCUCCAUGUCACCCAGGCUGGAGAGCAAUGGCAUGAUCAUGGCUCACUGCAGCCUUGAAUUCCUG